This is a messenger RNA of Musca domestica (house fly), 3947 nucleotides long. It is a transcript of the gene dsb, whose product is annotated as scavenger receptor class B member 1. Gene Ontology annotation, molecular function: scavenger receptor activity. Bases 966 to 2918 code for a protein of 650 amino acids. Lineage: Eukaryota; Metazoa; Arthropoda; Insecta; Diptera; Muscidae. The transcript has 9 exons. Gene Ontology annotation, cellular component: cytoplasm; membrane. The record is from RefSeq and is a predicted model, not a curated record.
UGUGAUAAGUCCGGGAAAUAAGACAUGCUCGCGAGCGCGUUCACUUGCAAUUUAUUGUUAUUGUAAUGUUAUAGUGGCAUAGCAUUGUGGUGCAUGAUAAAACUAAAAAAAAAAUAAUAAUAUCUAUUUUUUUUCUUGUGAUUUAAAAUAAAAAUCUUAAAAAUAAAAUAUAAAUAAAAAAAUAUUUAAAAAUAAAAAAGAGGUCAACAAUAAAUGUUUAAUGAGAAAAGUGUCGCAGAAAAAGUCCCUCCAAUUCAGUGCCCGAAAAGUGAUUCUAAUCAACCAACCGUAGAAAAAUAAAAUAAAUUAAUUAUCAUCUUUUAUGAAUGAAUGGAGAUCCCAAACAAGCCCAAAGCCGAAUAAAGGAGGAGUCAAUAAAAAAAAAAAAAACUACAAAUAAAUGUGUGUUAUGUUAUAUAGAACAGGUUGUCAUUUGGCGAGUGCGAGUGCUGCGGCGGAUACAAGCAAAGGAAAUUUCAACGAAAUUAUAUGGAUAUAUUGAGGCGCAUUGCCCAUAAUUAUAAAAGUAUUCAAAUCAAAAUUCUGGCAAUACAGUGUGCGAUGUCUCUUCGGUCCGAUACGAGCUUUUGCUAAUGCGUGUCUUGUUCGAAAAUUUACAUUUCUCAAUUGCGGUGUGUGCGUGUGUGUGAUUUUGCAAAUGCCUGUAAACCAGAUCCAUUAACUUGCCUGCAUAGUGUCAAUCAAAGAAGAAAAAAAAGGAGCAAAAAAUUAAUAAAUGAACUAUUAUCAUUAAAAAAUAACUAAAUAACUAAUGCAACAUCUUAAGCUUAGUUACGACCACAUGUGCAUUAAGUGGAAUUUUUGUUGCUAAAUACAAAAAUAGAAAUACCAAUUUUCGGAAAGGAAGUUUAUUGCCCAGCUGACUACGAUUUUGGAUUAUUUUUUUUUUCUUGGUUGGUUGUGAAAACAAAAAAAAAACCAACAACAAAAUAAAGAUUUAAAUAAUGGGUUUAAAGAAAUACUACCUACGUUAUGGCCGUUCAGCUAGAGAUCGCAUAUUUGGCUGUCUGGGCAUACCGCCGCCUCUGGCAAAUGGGCAAAAUCGUGGUGUCAUCACAGAAUCCCUAUAUCCAGCCGAAAUACAACCCAGCAUUAAUGCGAGUCAACGCAGAUCUGGCGAAAGAGAACACAGUCGUAGACGCAGUUCAACGCAGCCAUUUGAGAGGAGUCGUCCCACACCCUGGUCGAUGCUAAUUUCCAGGGGCAUUAAACUUAGUAAUAAUAGAGUAGCUGUGAUAAUUAUUGGUAUAUUAACAUUAAUUUUAGGCAUUCUCCUAACCACGAUACCAUGGUUAGAUUAUUUCAUUUUAAAGAAUUUAAGGCUGUGGAAUGAUACGCUCAGUUAUCAUUAUUGGCAGAGGCCGGGGGUGAUACGUUUAACUAAAGUCUACAUUUAUAAUGUCACAAAUCCAGAGGGUUUUCUGAGUGGCGAAAAACCAAAGCUGCAAGAGGUUGGACCUUUUGUCUAUAGGGAAGACAUGCAAAAGGUGAACGUUAAGUUUCACGACAAUUUCACAGUGUCAUAUCAGCACAAAAAAAUCUUAGAAUUUGUUCCUGAACUAAGUAUUGACAAGAAUACACCAAUUGUCACACCUAACAUACCUCUAUUGACAUUAACCAGCUUAAGUCCCAAAUUGGGCUAUGUACUGUCCAAAACCAUAUCUGUCAUAUUGACAGCAGCGAAAUUUAAACCAUUUAUUAACGUAACUGCCGAACAACUGGUGUUCGGCUACGAUGAUCCAUUGGUGACGCUGGCGCACAAAUUCUAUCCGAAACAUUUGAGGCCGGGAGAACGAAUGGGUUUGCUAAUUGCGCGCAAUGGCACCUUGUCAGAGGUCUCUUCCAUUAAGACUGGUCAUUUGGGUAUGGAAGAUUUUGGCUAUAUUGAUCGGCUAAAUGGCAUCGAUCAUUUCCCUCAAUGGGAUGAGCAGCCCUGCACAAGCAUCACCGGUUCAGAGGGUUCAUUUUUCCCGCCUCGUGAUCUUACAAAAUCGAAUAUGGUUUAUGUCUACGAUAAGGAUUUGUGUCGUGUCAUACCGUUGAAAUAUGAGAAGUCAGUAGAAAAGGAUGGUUUAAAUGCUGACUUGUACAAGCUGCCCGAAACCAGCUACGGUGAUGCAGAGAAGAAUCCCGAGAAUAAAUGUUAUGAUACCAAAGACUAUAGUGCAUUGAAGGGUCUACAAAAUAUCAGUCCUUGCCAGUAUGGUGCCCCCGUCUACCUAUCGAAUCCACAUUUUUAUCAGGCCGAUCCACAGCUGUUGGAAACGGUCGAGGGUUUAUCACCAAAUCCAGCAGAACAUGAAACCUAUUUUAAAAUACAACCGAAACUCGGUGUCCCCCUGGAGGGUAAAGUUCGCAUUCAAUUGAAUCUGCGUGUGACCCAGGCCAAACACAUUUUUCCCGUUAAAGAUUUUCGUAGUUUUAUGUUUCCCGUCAUGUGGCUGGAGGAGGGCAUCUCCGAUUUGACACCACCUAUCCGCCGUUGGAUUUAUUUGGCCACGGUGUUCGCGCCGACUGUUAUACCCAUUGGCUCGUAUCUAAUGAUAGCCGGCGGUGCAUUUGCCAUAAUGUAUGUCUUCCUGCGUGCCUAUCAGAAUUAUGUGUUUGCCCAUGAUCCGACAUUGGAGAUUUUGGAAAUGGGACGACGUUCAUUGCGACGCAGCAGUACAUUUAUCGCCCACCAUCAGCAUCGGUUUAUGCAUCGCGAUUCAUACGCCUUGCUCAAGGCGACAACGCCAAGUAAUAGCCAUUCAAAUGACAGCACAGAUGAGGCUGGCAGCAGUAGUAGAGGGAGUAGGGAGGAGAUGCAAAACUCGGCAAGAGAAGCAGCAGCAACAACAACAGCGGACAAUGAAAUGCUCAUAUUAACGACGAAUAGUGGCGAUUCUAGUUCAUAGUUAAUAGAUUGAUUAGUCUAAUGCUAGGUAAAAAAGAAGAAAUCAACAACGAAACAAAUUUAUUUAUAAAUCUGUAAAACAAAAAUAAGUUGGGCAUUUUUCAGCCCCCCCUAUGUAUAGAUGUGUACAUAUGUGUAUGUAUAGGUAUACCCAAAAUAUGUAUUUGUCUUUUAGUUAAGAGCAAUUUUUUGUGCGAGCCCGAGCCGACAACAACAAUUAAUUGUGAUGUAAUUUAAAAUAGCAGAGAAAACUGAAACUCUUACAACUAACUUAGGAUUUGAAAUUAAAUUUAUUUUGUUAGUCUUCUUAGCUUGUGUAGCACUCCUGCGAAACAUGCCGUGAAUGAAUGAAUGUUUGUUUGUUUGUUUGUUUGUGUGUACGUGACAUUUUCGUGUGCCUGUGGAGUAUUUGCGUGCUUGUAAAAUUCGGGAAUGCAUAAAUCUCAGCAAACAUAUCGCCAAAACGAAAGUUCCAAGUCCACUUUUUUGAAUUUCUUGGCAAUUGCAAUUAAAAAUCAAAACUGGAUUUGGAACUUUUGAACUUUUUAAAAUAAUCAAAUAAACUUGUUAAAAUAUAUUUUUAUUUAUAUCUAAAAUCUAGUUUUAAUAUGUUUUUCUCUGUUAAUUUAAUUUCUUUAAUAUGUCUAGUAUCACUGUUAAGCUUUUUUUGAUACGUUUUGUACUCAUUUAGAAGUAUUUCGUUAGGUUAGACGAUAUUGUUAUUAUUGUAGUCUUGAAAUUAUUCCAUUUUCAUGCCAAAAAAAAAACGACGAAGAAAAACGAAGUUGGGAGCAACACACAUUUUCACAAUUCCAUCCAUUCAUAAUUACAAAACAAAAAUAUUAAAUCUCAGCCAAAAAUGUCGAUUAAGUCAAGAAUACCAUCCACAUUUCACAAAACACUAAAAAAGACAACAAAAACAAGUUCACAAAACUCUACAAACUGUGGUUACAAAACAAAACGGGUUUAUAUAUUUUAUUAGAUUAAAGAAAUUGAAUUUUACACAAAUAAAUGUCAUUGUUAUCAAAUA